Messenger RNA from Botrytis sinoallii, 531 nucleotides. RefSeq lists its product as uncharacterized. The record is from RefSeq and is a predicted model, not a curated record. The transcript has a single exon. Bases 1 to 531 code for a protein of 176 amino acids. NCBI's taxonomy places the organism in Eukaryota, Fungi, Ascomycota, Leotiomycetes, Helotiales, Sclerotiniaceae.
AUGCCUAAUUUGCAACAGGAACCGCAAAAUAGACGAGCUCGACUUCACACAAUUCGGGAGGAACAAAACUGGCUCCACACGAUGCAGCGAACAUAUCUCGGCCUAGCUAUGACCCGAUACGCCCAAGAACUCAUCCUCGAGCGUCGCAAUCGCAACUAUCGUCGUGAAGUCCACGAAAGCCAAGCUACCCGCUUAAACUUCACCCUGACUCCUCGCUCCCUAGUGCUAACGAUGACCGAACCACAUCUCCAGAAAGUUCUUGCGCAAAUCCUCGUACUUGUUUUUGGAUGUGUAUUAGGCAUUUGUGUUCAAAUGACCUGCGUCUACUUUAUGGUCUCUGGGGAAAGAGUGAAAGCGACAGUAUUUUUGUUCCUGGGCAGAGUUUAUCUGCUAUGGGUUUGCAAUUUGUUGAGGACGUGGCAUGUGGAAAUGGGAGAUCUGAGAUUCAGGCUGAAAAUGACGGGCUACAUGAGUGCGGUAGGAUUGGUUCUCUGGAUUUUGGCAACGUGGCAGAGUGUGAAGAUAUUUUAA